AUGGGGAUAUCAUCCGACAACAUCCAUGGACUUGUGUUGGCCGUCUCUUCUAGCAUUUUUAUUGGAUCUAGCUUUAUUAUCAAGAAGAAAGGUCUCAAAAAAGCCGGGGCUACUGGAACUAGAGCAGGCUCUGGAGGGUAUUCAUAUUUGUACGAACCUUGGUGGUGGGCUGGAAUGAUAACUAUGAUUGUUGGAGAGAUAGCUAACUUUGCUGCUUACGCAUAUGCUCCUGCAAUUCUAGUAACACCCCUGGGAGCUUUAAGCAUUAUUUUCAGUGCAGUGUUAGCUCAUUUUAUUUUGGAGGAGAAAUUGCAUAUCUUUGGUGUUCUUGGGUGUGUUCUCUGUGUGGUGGGAUCCACAAGUAUUGUUUUGCAUGCUCCACAGGAGAAGAAUAUUGAAUCUGUUAAGGAAGUCUGGCAGCUAGCCACUGAGCCAGGUUUCAUCGUCUACACUGGCAUAGUUCUGAUACUGGUUAUUUUCCUCAUUUUCCGGAUGGUGCCACGUUAUGGGAAGACCCAUAUGCUGGUAUAUGUUGGAAUUUGCUCACUCAUGGGCUCGCUUACGGUUAUGAGUGUGAAAGCGCUGGGAAUUGCAUUGAAGCUGACAUUUUCAGGAAUGAACCAAUUUGUCUACUUUCAGACGUGGUUUUUCACUGUGGUUGUUCUUAUUUCAUGUCUCUUUCAAAUUAACUACUUGAACAAGGCCCUAGACACUUUCAAUACUGCUGUUAUAUCUCCUGUCUACUUUGUCAUGUUUACAUCUCUCACCAUUCUUGCCAGCAUGAUAAUGUUUAAGGACUGGGAUACGCAAAAUGCAUCACAGAUUGUAACUGAACUGUGUGGAUUUGUUACUAUUCUAUCUGGGACCUUUCUCCUUCAUAAAACUAAUGAUAUGGGAGAUCAUGUAAAUAUGGAUCCACCUGUCUUCUUAAAUUCUCCACCCAACCAAAACUCAAGUUCUGGAUAACCAUGGAUGGUAUAGCUUUGGAAGCAAUGUGGUCAUUUUCCAGCAAUAUUUCCAGGGGGAAAUCCUUUUUCCCGCAUCUAAAGAAGCUCAAUAGCAUGCAAAGAGGGUAGCGCAGAGCAGGUUUCUUCCUAUUUUCAGCUGGAAGUUAUAUAUAUAUAUAUAUAUUAUGUAUGUUUCUUGAGUUGGAAGAGAGCCACGUCGAAAUUACAAAAAAAAUUAAUAUCAUUAAUGCUGGGAUAAGGAGAUGUGCUCUAUGUAUGCAUAGGGUCCAAAAUAUGUAGUGCUAGUUCCUCAUUCAUUUUUUAUUUUUAUUUACUUAUUUUUCUAUUCUUAAACUGAGUUAGUGUGAAUAUUUUUUGCAAAUUGCUUUAGGGGAAGUCUUCCCAGACAACACUUGUGUAUUCAUUGACAAAAUGAAAGCAAAGUUUCAAAAUAUUCACAGGGAAC
Malania oleifera is the source of this 1413-nucleotide messenger RNA. RefSeq names its product probable magnesium transporter NIPA2. Gene Ontology annotation, biological process: magnesium ion transport. The transcript has 8 exons. Gene Ontology annotation, cellular component: membrane. Gene Ontology annotation, molecular function: magnesium ion transmembrane transporter activity. The record is from RefSeq and is a predicted model, not a curated record. Lineage: Eukaryota; Viridiplantae; Streptophyta; Magnoliopsida; Santalales; Ximeniaceae. The coding region runs from base 1 to 966 and encodes 321 amino acids.